AUGCGUGACGUCGAAGCGGCCCUACCUGUUGGCCCCGAUACCAUCUCCACGGCUGGUUCCCUAACCAAGGAUCUCACCGCUACUGCCAUGGGCAUUCUCAUUGACGAUGGCAAGGCUACAUGGGACACACUUGUCAAAGAUGUCCUGCCAGCUUUUCAGUCCAGAGACGAGACGCUGCAAAACUCUGCCACGCUAACCGAUAGAAUUCCCACUAUCGCCAAACGAGGCAGCCUCCCCGGUGCCUUGACUUUGGUCAUGCUUCUCUCGGACAAGGAUGCCGCAAUUGUGGUAAUCACGAAUUCCCUCGCCCUCGACGAUGUCGCAGACCGGAUCAGCCUGCUCAUACUUGAGGAACUUCUCGCAGUGUCGUCAGGCAACCGAACCGACAUCAUCAAAGCGGCAGAAUCUUGCAUCCCUGAGAAUCUCAGGUGGUACCCUGACUUGAUCAAGGAACUUGCAGACCUGCGAAAGAAUGAUACCUCUGCAAGACAUCUUGAUGAGUACGUGGGCACAUACUGA
This is a messenger RNA of Metarhizium robertsii ARSEF 23, 519 nucleotides long. RefSeq lists its product as uncharacterized. The coding region runs from base 1 to 519 and encodes 172 amino acids. The record is from RefSeq and is a predicted model, not a curated record. Lineage: Eukaryota; Fungi; Ascomycota; Sordariomycetes; Hypocreales; Clavicipitaceae. The transcript is spliced from 2 exons.